GCUUAUUCAAUCCAUCGAUUUGCCUUCAUUAAAAAUCCGGCCUUUGUCGUUUGGCGAUGGCGGAGCUCUCUCUCAUGGCAUCCGCCGCUUUCUCCCUAGCUCCUUUCUAUCAGGACCAGAACAGCUGCCGUUCUUCCAAGCUUGAUCGUCACGUACAGGAGGCGGAGACUUCAACCUCUAUUCGCCUGGGCCGGUCCCGUAUGGACCGGUCUAACAGUUAUUUGGCACUUCACAAAGAGAUUACAUCCUUACCAGGUUAUGGCAAUAGACGAGAUAUCUUAAAAUCAGCUUCUGUGCUGGUUGGUUCUCCACCUGUUGAAGAGAAAUUGUUUCCCAAGAACAUGUUCCCAACACAUAAACAUCCUCAAAGAUCAAUUCCAAUGUCGGAAAAACCUGUACUUAUAGACAUGCAAGAUGCUCAUCCUGAUUCGGUCCUUAGCUUUGGGAUUGCUGAACAGUGUACUAGACAUGAAAAGAUCCUGAAGUUUCUUUUCAGCGGCACCAGUGAGGAAGACAACAUAGAUACUUCAUUGUUGUCUAAUCUUAUGGGACUCAGAACUGUGGCUAUUGACAAUUAUGAUAUGUUUUCUCUUUAUGGGGUCGGAGUGCACGAUUUAGAUCAUAUUUUGCACUCAGCAAGGCACUUUCACAUUCCAAAACCUCUGCUGGAAUUUAUUUCGGAUAGUUCAAAUGUUACAAAUGUUACCGUACACCCAAACCGUCAUAUGCUGCUCUCAGGUGGCGUGUCUGAGAUCAAGGAUCUACUCUCAGUUGCUGUAGAAUUCAACAUGUUGAAGAGUUUUACAACAAGUAAUAAACAGUCAAUGGUAGUCCCCUACUUUACAAGCCCUGAAAACAUGAAGCUGAAGCCAUCACCGAAGAAGAAACAAGGCAAGAAUGCAGCAAGAGACAGAGAUCUUUACCAGACAAACUACUUCCGUGCCUGCGAGAUUCUCCUCUCAGUCGUUGUUGAUAAGAAGAAUAACAGCAUGGUUAUCCUCUCACUGAAGAAAUCAGGACCCGAAAUAACACAACUUCUCACCCAGUUCUCUGCCGGCAUUGCAGGAACUGGCCUUGCCAUUCUCUUAUCUGUUGCCUGCAAAACUGCAACUGGAAAAGUUCUGCCAAGCUCUGCCAAAGUUUUGAACACAGGACUUGGUAUUGGAUUCUUCUGGCUUUCAUGGGCUGUCAAUAGGUUGCGGGAGACUGUUUCUUAUAUGAGCAGGAGCUCAAAUAAGCUUAAACUUACAGAAGAGGAGAUAAUUGGGAGGGUCGAUGGAAGCAUAAAUGAGGUUCUCGUCAGAGCUUUAGCUUUGGUGGCGAUAGUUUUGUUAAGGUUUGCAUAGUUGAAAUUUUUUGCUCUGAAACUCCUUUCAGCAAUCAAUGGCUGAAGUCCUUGCGUUUGUGUGUAAAUUUUGCUACUAUUUGAUGUUGAUUGUAAGGACUUGAAGAGGUGAAUAAAUGUAGAUCUUGAAAUGUAUAAUUGAAGCUGUAUGUUUAGACAA
This is a messenger RNA of Dendrobium catenatum, 1505 nucleotides long. RefSeq lists its product as uncharacterized. Lineage: Eukaryota; Viridiplantae; Streptophyta; Magnoliopsida; Asparagales; Orchidaceae. The record is from RefSeq and is a predicted model, not a curated record.